GGUAAAAGAAAUAUGCGUAGAAAGAAAUAAUUAGAUGACAGUGACAUUUUUGACGUGUAACUGACGUUUUGUUUUGAGUCCUCAAUUCCUCAUCCUCAAUCUCAUUCUCAUAUUCUACUCCACUUUUGGUUUAGAAUUUGAAAUCAAUUAGCGUUUUUAUUGGGUCGUUGAUUUGCUAUUUAGUACUAGUGCAUUUUCAACAAUUUAGCUGAAACAAGUCACCUCACCUUAAGGCUGCAGCUAAUAAUGGCGGUCGAAAAAUUAAGAACGACUCCCUCACAACCAACUGCGCCAAAAAAGUCCAGAUUAGAAAUGAAUGUGCGGCUACUUUUAAACAGAUGUGAGCUGAUUGCAAAGCAGGAGGCUAUUGAAGGCAACUGGAGGCUUAAGAAAUACGUUGAUUCAUUGGAUGAGAUGUUGACUGAACUUAGGACAGGGCCAGAAAAGCCUUCUAAAGAUAUCCUCAUAGAAUACACAAAAAGAGCUGGUUUCUUGAAAGGUUUAAUACAAACAGCUACAUUAAAUAGUCCAACAGAAAAGUUGGAAGCAGUUCAGUUGCUAUCUCACGGUGCUGCCACACUAUGCACCGAUGAGGCGGCACAGGAAAUACACCAGAAGACAGUUGCCAAGUAUGGCAAUGAAUUGAGGUCUGAGCUUUUUGGACUAGACAGUGACGACACUCUCCGCAAACGGAACAUCAUUAAAGCUCCCAACUUCACAAGCACGAGUAGCAGCCAGGAAGACAUGGAUUCGCUGCUCAAAUACCACCAGAACAUGCAGGAGAAGGUGGCCGAGAACAUGGUCCUGCUGACCAAGAGUCUAAAGGAGCAGUCGCAGAUCGCCAGCACCAUCAUAAAAAACGAUACAGAGGCAUUGAAGAAAUCAUCAGAAAUGACGGACCGUAACGUGGACUCGUUGAAAGUGGAGUCAGAAAGGCUGCAGGAGCACAGCAGGAACGCCUGGAAGUGCUGGCUCUGGAUCAUGCUCGCUAUAGUCACCUGCAUAUUUAUUAAUAUGGUCUUAUUCAUGAAAGUUAUGAAGAAACGAAGAGUAGAACUGUAAAUAAAUGGAUGUAAGUAAAUCAACUCCACUUUAUAUGUAUUACUUAUAUUAUCAAAUCGUUUAAAUUAUUAUAAAUUAAGACAUGACUUGUAAAUAAAUAUAUUGAAAAUAAAUGUAAUUCUAACGUUUUACGAAAUAUCAUAAAUUCUUAAUUAGAUUAUAUUUCCACGGGGUUUAAGUUUGAAAUAAAAAACGCCAUCAUUUUCCCAAUUUA
Cydia pomonella (codling moth) is the source of this 1276-nucleotide messenger RNA. RefSeq names its product vesicle transport protein USE1 (gene Use1). The transcript is spliced from 6 exons. Gene Ontology annotation, molecular function: SNAP receptor activity. Gene Ontology annotation, cellular component: SNARE complex; endoplasmic reticulum. Lineage: Eukaryota; Metazoa; Arthropoda; Insecta; Lepidoptera; Tortricidae. The record is from RefSeq and is a predicted model, not a curated record. The coding region runs from base 247 to 1062 and encodes 271 amino acids. Gene Ontology annotation, biological process: retrograde vesicle-mediated transport, Golgi to endoplasmic reticulum.